AUUCAAUUCAAAAAAAAAGUUUUAAAAUCUAUUUCAUUGUCUGACGCCGCUCAAAGUAAAUUCAAAAUAAUUACAAAAAAAAUUGGCGUGCGUGAUGUACAUAUGAAACAAAAAAAAUCAUAAGAAAUUAAUAUAACAAAAGUGUUAAACCAAAAAAAAAAAAGAAAGAAAAUCCAAGUUCCUUAAAAAAAAAUCCAUACUAAACAAACGGAAAGCCGAGUGAAACAAGAAAUAAAGCGAGAGAGAAAGAAAGGAAAGAGAGCCUAAGGAGCGCCCUAACAACUAACGGCCAACAAAAGUUUUCUUGUUAUUAAUUAUCAAAUAACAAAAUCUCUAUUCAAAUCAAUCAACAAAAUCAAUACAAAAAUGAUUUCACACAGUCCGCCCAUAUUCAGUCACAGUCCACCCGUUAGUUUUCUGGCGGACUUCAUGAGCGGACAUCAGCGUCAAGCAUUGAAUUACAAUGACGAAACAAAUCGAGCAUCACGCUAUUGCCGUCCCCAAGUGAUAACAUUGGCCUCCAAAGCCAUGGUCAAUAAUGCCCAAAUGUCCUCCGCCAACGCCAACGCCAAUGCCUGUGUCUCUGCCUCGGCUAAAACGGGUGCCACACCCCUUGGUGUUGGCAGUCGUUCGGGACGUAGUUAUCUGGAGCGUAUGGCCUCGGCUCCAUUAUUCAAUCAACAACCAAAAUCAUGUCUCAUACGUAAAUCCUGCCUACAUAAGCCAACAAUAUCAACAACAGAUGCUUCUGAUUCCAUAAAUGAUACCAUAUCCACGGAUUGCGAUGUCACUGAUCACAGUAGCUGCCCCAUUGACACCACCACCAACAACAACAAUAACAACAACAGCAUCAGCAACGAUGCCAAUGGACUACAGAAUCAUCAUCAUCAACAUCAUCAUCAGCAACAUCAUCAUGGCGAACAGUGCCGUGGCCCCAAGAAACAUGUGAUCUUUGCCGAUGAUGAGGGCCUAUCAUUAACCGAGGUUCGCGUUAUGUCAGAACCAUCAAAUGUUCCACCAUAUUGGAGCAUGAAAUUUUUGGAACAAAUUACCCAAGGUCUGGUUAGUCCACAUCCGCCAGAUCAAUGGACUGUUGACUUUAAACAGCCAGCAUCCGAUUAUCUUAGCUUUAGACAAAAGAUCGAAAAGGAUUUCGUUUCGCUGGAAAAUGUCAUUGUCAAGGAUGAGGAAUCGAUUGUGGUGGGCACAAUUAAAGUAAAAAAUAUUGAUUUCCAAAAGGAGAUCAUUGUGCGUGUCACCUGGGAUGAUUGGAAGAGUCAACAGGAUAUAUUUUGUACAUUUGCCCGGGCCUAUGGACCGACCACAUGUGCCCAUGUUGUCUUCGAUACAUUCUCCUUUAAGAUAACUCUGCCCCCAUCGUCAAAACGUUUGGAAUUCUGCAUAUGCUAUCGUACCAAUGAUACGGAAUAUUGGGAUAAUAAUGAUGGUAAAAAUUAUACAAUCAGCAAGCGUUCGCCAUUCUAUUAUAACGCCUUGUCGCCCUAUGAUAAGGGACAAAAUCGUAACUCCAGUCAACAAAUGCGUUCAACCUUAACCGAUGCUUUGUCCAAGGCUCAAGAAUCGAAUGGUUGGAGUGCCGGUGAUACAAAUACACCAUAUUGGUAGAUUAAUCCAAUCAAUCCCCCCCCAUCCAAUCAAGAGAGAGACAAAAUUUUCUCAUUUUGUUAGAUAGAUAACCCAAUGAACAGAGAGAGUGUAAAGAUUUGUUUUACUAUAUAUCUAUAUACAUAUAUAUAUAUAUUGUAAAUAGGGCUGAUGGCUUGAUUAUGGUUCAAAUUCUAGAGGACUAAAAAAAACCCAAAAUUUACAUACAUAUAGAGCCAAAAUCAUAGUGAUCCUUUGCAUAUAGCCCUGAUUGUAUGUAUGUGCCAUUUGACUUGUGGGUUAACUACUUUUCGAACAACCCCAAGUUAUUUUUUUCCCCCUUUACCCCCCUUUACCCUCAACUUUUAACAUUUUAUCAAUUUCUUCUUUUUUUUUUUUUUGGUUUUUUAUUUUGUCAAUUUUUGUUUUUUGACCAUUUGAAUGAUAAAUGUCUGUCUGAUGUGAGUGUGUAAAUGAAAAAAACAAAAUCCUGUAUACUUGUGUGAUUGUCUUUAAAAAUAUAUACUAUAUCUCUAUAUGUAUAAUAACUGAUAUUAGGUUUAAAAUAACAAACAAAAAACGAAGCAUAAAUUGAAACAGAAAAAUUAUAAAAAAAAACAAACAGAAAACACUUUCUAAGGCGUGAGAUCUAAUCCUAGCAAACCAUUGUUUCGAAAUUUUCAAUUCAUCUAAACACAAACACAAACACACACACACACAAACACAUGAAUUAACAAU
This is a messenger RNA of Drosophila willistoni, 2343 nucleotides long. RefSeq names its product protein phosphatase 1 regulatory subunit 3C-B (gene Gbs-70E). NCBI's taxonomy places the organism in Eukaryota, Metazoa, Arthropoda, Insecta, Diptera, Drosophilidae. Bases 367 to 1626 code for a protein of 419 amino acids. The transcript is spliced from 6 exons. Gene Ontology annotation, biological process: regulation of glycogen biosynthetic process. The record is from RefSeq and is a predicted model, not a curated record. Gene Ontology annotation, molecular function: protein phosphatase 1 binding; glycogen binding. Gene Ontology annotation, cellular component: protein phosphatase type 1 complex.